Molecule: messenger RNA, 3434 nt
Organism: Hemicordylus capensis (graceful crag lizard)
Lineage: Eukaryota; Metazoa; Chordata; Lepidosauria; Squamata; Cordylidae
Product: major histocompatibility complex class I-related gene protein-like
Exons: 7
Coding region: 61-1158 (365 amino acids)
Biological process (GO): immune response
Cellular component (GO): external side of plasma membrane
Source: RefSeq, a predicted model, not a curated record
UACGCUUUGGUGAGCUGCUCGGGUUCCAGAACAGAGAAGAAAACUCAGACUGAGAAUGAGAUGGGUUUGCUUCGGAACAUUUUACUCUUGGGGGCAGCUGCCCUUCUGUUGGAAGUGGGACGCUGCCUUGGAGCCACCAAGAUGAGAAGUUUCAAGGGGCAGAAGUGGGACAUCUUACGAAUGUUUAAAGGCUCCUCUACCCACUCCAUGAUGUAUUUCUACACUGGGGUGUCGGAGCCCAUCCAGGGCAUAUCCUGGUUUGCUGGUGCAGGCUACAUAGAUGACCAGCUCAUUGUUUCCUAUGGAAACACCACCAGAAGUGUUGUACCCCGAGUCCCCUGGAUGGAGAAAGUGAUUGAAGAAGAUCCUCAGUACUGGGACGGCAUUACCUUCAAGUUGCAGGAUGAUGAAGCCUUCUUCAGCGAUUACCUGCAGAGACUGCAGAAUCUCUACCACCAGAGCACAGGGUUUCACACGGUGCAGAAAAUGUAUGGCUGUGAGCUGAGCAAAGAUGGGCACACCAGAGGAUUUCGGGAAUACAGCUACGAUGGAAAGGACUUCAUCACCUUUGACAAGGAGGCCAGCAUCUGGAGAGCAGAGUGUGAUGAAGCAAACGUCAUCAAAAGAGAGUGGGAUACUAACAGGGCCGAUAUCCAGCAGGGGACGUUUUAUUUAGAGAAUGAAUGCAUUGAGGUGCUGCUGAAACUCCUGGACCAUGGGAAGGAGGAGCUGCUGCAGAGGAGAGAGGGUCCAACAGUGAAGGUGACACGCAAAGCAAGCUCUGACAACAUGGAAACUCUUGUCUGCUGGGUCCAUGGCUUCUACCCCAAGGAGAUCGACAUCAACUGGAAGAAGGAUGGGGAAGUCUGGACGCAGGACACCUUCCGUGAAAUUACCAGCCCCAACUCGGAUGGAACUUACUACACCCGGAUCAGUCUUAAGGUUGACCCCAAGGACAGGGAUUGCUACCGGUGCCAUGUGGAACAUGAUGGCCUGCAGGAGCCUCUGGACCAGGCCUGGGAGGGAGAGACUGCUGGGCCUGCAGGAGUGGACGGUCCUUUGCAAGGGCCCGUCGGACUCAUUAUAGGAGUAAUCCUAGGCGUAGUUCUGUUGGGUGGUGGCUGGCUGGGACAAUCUUAUACAGUAUAUCUCCACUGAAGUCUUCCUGUGAAUUACAUCUUCCAAGAGCUCCAGCCACUCCCAGACACCGGGCCUCAUUCUGCAUCUGCCCCAACUCCAGUGUCCCUUCUCCAGUCAGCAGAGUGAUUUGGACCUCAGGGAAAUGUAUUCCUGAAGGGGCUGGGCCAAUCUUUAAGUUAAUUCGUAUAUUAUUUGUGUUCAUUUGAGUGUGCCAUUUACAAUGAUUUGAACGUUGUUACCAAUGGACUAGAUCCGUGUUUCUCAACAUUUUUGGAGUCAUGGACCGGUAUAUCCUUAGUGCGCAGCUUCCAGGACCAGCAGUUACUAAAGGGAUUGCCCCCCUCGCCUCCCCCCAGGCACACCCCCCCAAAAAAAAUUUUGGGCCGGCAGGAGCUCUCUGGAGCCCUCACUGCUGGAUAACGUUCAUUUCAAGGAAGCGAAAUGAACAUUAUCCAGACGCAAGGGCGGGCUGCCUAGAAAUGAGCGCUGAAGAGCUCCCAGCGGCAACAGUUCCCGCUGGCCCGAUUCUGAAAUUGGGGGUUUUUUUGUGUGGUGUGUGUGUGUGAUUUUUAUUAGUGAUGCCUCACGGGCCAGUACCCAACACCUUGCGGACUGGCAUUGGUCCACGGACCGGCAGUUGAGAAACACUGGACUAGAUUGAAGUGGAGAAGUGCCCAGGUGGGUGUGGGGGGCAGGUGGGUGUGAUUUUCAAUACAAACCAUGAAUCCACUCUCAUUUGCUACCAGAGAAUCUACACUCAGAACACCUCAGAAACAACAGAACCCUGUACCCCAUGGGUUAGCAACCCCAUGGGAGUGGCUGGCCCCCUCUGUUCACUACACCGCCACUUGCUCUGGGCCACCCUAGUGCCCCGCAAAUGCAGUUAUGGGGCUGCUGAAACCUCCAUUACACCUUAUGGGGAAAAAACCUUAGAUCCAUCAACAAAUCACCAAAAAUCAGCCUUCUGCCCAAAUCCUUUGAAAAAAUUCUGGUAGCUUCCUUGCCCCACUUGGGAACUACCACCAACCCCACACCGCACUAGGCCACCCCUUUCCCCCCAACGUGAAGCGAUACUUGUCUCAUGGUAGCAAGCAUGACUUGUCCCCUUAGCUAAGCAGGGUCAGCCCUGGUUGCAUUUGCAAACGGAGACUAGAAGUGUGAGCACUGUAAGGUAUUCCGCUCUGGGAAGAGCAGGUUUCAAGUCCCCCCCACCCCCGGCUUCUCCAAGAUAGGGCUGAGAGAGAUUCCUGCCUGCAACCUUGGAGAAGCCGCUGCCAGUCUGUGAAGACAAUACUGAGCUAGAUAGACUAAUGGUCUGACUUAGUAUAUGGCAGCUUCCUAUGUUCCUAUAUUCCAUUAUACCCCAAAUGGAAAUUUUCCAUUUUCCAUUUCGGGACCCAAAAUUUUGACCCCACUGCUUUGCAAGUGGGGGUGGGGAAUUAGUGGCAUCCCAUGUUCCAACUACCCCCCAACCCACAAGCAACUGGGUACUCAGUUUAUAUUUUAGGAAUUUUUAGAUUCUUCAUUAUGAGGAAAGGUUAUUAGACACCAAAGAGCCUAAACACUUGAAAACAAUCCUAGAACAUAAACGGAGUAGUACCCCACUGCCGUGUGUGUGGGAGUGGGGUGUAGUUGGCACAUGGCAGUUGACAGUUGGCACUGUCAAAAAGACAGUCAAAAUGAAUAGAAGAAAUGAAAGUGUGUAAUGAAUCCUCAUAGCGAUUCAUUGAGGGAAAGUUAUUAUACACCAAAGAAUCCAAACACUUGAAAAAUAGUGACCACACAUUUUGCUCCAUAACUUCACUUCUACAAGGGCUAGAGCUUAGCUUUUUUUUUAAAUUGAAAGCUGGGAAUCUUGGGGAAUUAUUAGGAGGGAUCCGUAUCUCAAGUCAAUUUGAAUUGAAUCAGGCACGUAUCGAUUUGUACUUGAAUCUAGCCAAUGGACCACAGGGGUGAUUUGUUUUGUCUCCGAAUCACCCAAAUCAGCUAGAUUCGGGUACAAAUCAAUUUGUACCCAAAUCAAUUUGCACAUUCCCUAGUAUUUUCCUCCAACGUCUUCUCUGUCCAUUUAAUGAAUUUGAUGAAGUAGGCUCUUGCCUAGGAAUGAUAAUCCUGAAAUACACUUGAAUCUUCCAGGUGCCACAAGACGGGAUUUUUCAUCAUGUGUGAUAAGAUGUUUGAUCUUUCAGUCUUGUAAGCUGGAGUUGUAAAAAAAUAAAUAAAUAAAAAUCCCCUUCUGGAACAUCUAUUUCACUUCAAUAAAUGAAUGGCAGACAUGCCUCAUGCCCAUGGUC